CGUCACUUACUGCACCAGUGGACUCUGACACUGUUGAACAAAACCCUGUACCUGAAGGUGUGAUUCUCAACUCUCUCUUUCAGAACUUCUACGAGAAUUCACAACCUUCACCUUCUCCUUGCACACCAGCUUCAUCGUCAAACAUUCCACAGCAACCAACUACUUUCACUGAGAUUCCACUCCUUCUCGGACUUGAUAAUGAACCAUCUACUCCGUCAACUCCCCAAACUAAUCACGGAGGAGUGGAUGAUCACGGGUUUGCUACCACAUCAGAGUCAUCUCCACCGCACGCCUCAGCUGCUCAAGAGUCACCAAUCCCUUACCAGGACUCGGAUCAACCGAUCAUUACACCUAAUCCUCUUGCACAUGAGAGGAAAUGGACAAGAGCUCAUCCCACUGAACAAAUAAUCGGUGAUCCGGGUCAAGGUGUGCGUACGAGAUCGGCUACUAUGAAUGAAUGUCACUAUGCAUGCUUUCUAAGCCAGAAUGAACCAUCUAAAGUCUCAGAUGCACUCGUUGAUCCAGAUUGGGUGAUUGCUAUGCAAGAUGAGCUCAACCAGUUUGACAGAUUAGAAGUAUGGACACUCGUGCCUAAACCCCCUCAGAAAACCAUAAUUGGCACCAAAUGGGUGUUCAAGAACAAGAAGGACGAAGAAGGCACAGUGAUACGCAACAAGGCACGGCUGGUCGCUAAAGGAUACAAUCAGCAAGAGGGCAUAGACUAUGAUGAAACAUUUGCACCCGUAGCAAGAAAUGAAGCAAUACGCCUCUUUCUUGCGUACGCGGCCCACAAGAACUUUACCGUCUUUCAAAUGGACGUCAAGACUGCCUUUCUGAAUGGAGUCUUGGAAGAAGAAGUCUAUGUCGCUCAGCCCGAAGGAUUUGUAGAUCCCAGAUACCCCAACCAUGUGUACAAGCUGAAAAAAGCUCUGUAUGGACUGAAACAAGCCCCAAGAGCUUGGUACGAUGCUUUAACUGAAUUUCUGGUUGACUCAGGUUUCUCAAAAGGGAAGAUUGAUACUACACUUUUCAUCAAGCGACAGAAGUCUGACAUCAUCCUGAUUCAGAUCUAUGUUGAUGAUAUCAUCUUCGCCUCCUCAAAUCCAUGUCUGUGCAAACAUUUUGAGAAACUAAUGAAAACUAAGUUUGAAAUGAGCAUGAUGGGAGAGCUAAACUUCUUCCUAGGCCUGCAAGUAAGACAACUCUCUGACGGCAUUUUCAUCAAUCAGUCCAAGUAUAUUUUGGAAAUGCUUAAGAGAUUCAACAUCGAUAGCAAGUCUUCCAUGCCGACCCCUAUGUCCCCCACCAACAAACUGGACUCAGACCCUUCUGGGAAAUCAGUCGAUGCCACAAACUAUAGGGCAAUCAUUGGAUCGUUGCUGUAUCUCACGUCUAGCAGGCCUGAUAUCGUCUUCUCUACAUGCUUAUGUGCACGCUUUCAGGCGAAUCCAAAGGAGUCCCAUCUGACGGCUGUUCGAAGAAUACUGAGAUACCUCAAAGGCACAGUGCAUCUAGGCCUUUGGUAUCCCAAACACUCAGGUUUUGACCUCGUCGGAUACUCUGACGCAGAUUUUGCUGGUUGCCGGAUGGACCGCAAAAGUACCUCGGGAGCUGUCCAGUUCUUGGGCGAUAAGUUAGUCUGCUGGUCUUCCAAGAAACAGAACUGUGUGUCAACAUCUACGGCCGAGGCAGAAUACGUCGCGGCUGCUAGCUGUUGUUCACAAAUAUUAUGGAUGAAGACCCAGCUAAAAGACUACGGUUACACUUUCUGUCAUAUCCCGAUCUACAGUGACUCUCAGAGUGCCAUCGCCAUCACCAGCAACCCGGUUCAUCACUCCCGCACGAAACACAUCGACCUGAGAUAUCAUUUCAUCAAAGACCACGUGGAAAAAGGGGAUAUUGACAUGUACUUUGUAAGCUCCGAGCUUCAACUGGCUGAUUUGUUUACUAAGGCAUUGGAUGAAAAGAGAUUCCAGUUCCUGGUUUCCAAAUUAGGCAUGUUGAACCUCGAGCCUUUGUAAUUCUGUUUCCUCUGGUCUGUAAAAAUGUGUGUGUGUGUGGGACCUGUACAAAGUGUGUGUAUGUGUGUUUGUAAUUUGUGUGCGUUGCAUGUGUCGAGGGGGAGACAAAGAGCAAAAAAGAUCAAAAAUAGUGUGUGUGCGUUUGCAUUCAUCGAGGGGGAGAAAAAGGACUAAAAGAUCAAAAAAAAAUAGUGUGAGUGAGGUGCAUUUAGUGUGUGUUCAUUGCAUUCAUCGAGGGGGAGAAAUUUUGAAAAAUCUUAAAAAAAAAAAAACAAAAAAAAAACCAACAACAAUGCGUGUGUUGACUUCAGCGAGGGGGAGUACUUUUUACUGAUCAUAAAUGGAUCAUUUCACCCCUAAGGCCCAAAUUUCUUUUCGGCCCGUUUCUAAACUCGCGUAUAUAUACUCAUUUUUAAUCCCCUUCCUUCCCAUUGCCUAAGCUUCCUUCUCGCAGAAAACACUCCGAGCUCGAAUUCUCACUAACACUCUCCGCCGUCCUCCAAACUUCCCUCCCUCUCACAGACCUCCACUCACCCCUCACACAGGUAGAUUUUCACUUCGUACUUCCCAUCACUCUCCUCUCUCAGACCUUCACACAUCUCGAACUGUCCCUUAACCAAAAUCACAAUAAAAAAACGACGCGCUUUUCCUCAAAAUAAAUUUUCAAACAAAAGGGGGCUUGAUUGACUGAUUAUCCUUAUUAUUGCUUUGUUUUUCAGGUGGUUAUCUUCUUCGUGCGAACACGAGUUCUGGAACUCGAGUUCAUGGACUGCCGUUUCAAAUUCGAGCAGACCGCGAGUUUGUAAACUCGCGCUCUGGGCUCGAGUUUGUAAACUCGCACUCUGGGCUCGAGUUUGUAAACUCGCGCUCUGGGCUCGAGUUUGUAAACUCGCCUUCAAGGCUCGAGUUUGUAAACUCGCGCUCUGGAGCUCGAGUUUGUAAACUCGCCUUCAGGGCUCGAGUUUGUAAACUCGCGCUCAGGGCUCGAGUUUGUAAACUCGCGGCCAGGGUUCGAGUUUGUAAACUCGCGGCCAGGGUUCGAGUUUGUAAACUCGCAGCCCGGGUUCGAGUUUGUAAACUCGCACUCAGAGCUCGAGUUUGUUAACUCGCACCCAUGGCUCGAGUUCGUAAACUCGUGCUCAUGGGCUCGAGUUUGUUAACUCGCACUCAUGGGCUCGAGUUAACAACCUUGGUGCCAGAACUCGUUUCCUCAUCUCUGAAAUCCUAAACCCAAAAUAAAUUUUUUACUAACGGGUGCCAUUCUUUCAGCUCAAAAUGUCAGGCACUCAACAAGAUACUCCCCAGGAGGAUGCGCACUACACACAGCUGUUCCCCAAAUACAAGUGGGUUCGGCUACAAGACAACAACUUUCAGCUCGACCUAGCUGUCUUCAGGUGCCCUGAUCCGGUCAUUCCCAUAAUUCUUAAGGGGCAUUACAUCUGGCAAGCACUAAGCAAAGCGAUCACGGUCCCCGAAAUCUACUUGCAACAACUAUGGGGGACCAUGCACUUGACAUCCAAGAAGGACGCAUCCAGUCUGAGUGCAACGCUCCACAACAGACGUCUCACUUUAACAGCAUCCACUCUACAAGCCAUACUGGAGCUGCCUAUCCACGAUACCUAUGAACAACUACCCUCCAAGGCCGAACUAAUGGAAGGACUAGUGCAAUUGGGUUAUGAUGCUCCGCUACCGUUCCUGUCCCACUUCAAGCUGAUGAACCUGCCAUACCCGUGGAAGACACUGUUCGGCCUUGUCAACAAAUGCCUCUCUCCAAAGCACGCCGGCCAUGACAAGUGCAACCUGCAGAUCUUCCAAAUCUUCCAUGGGAUCGUCUUCGCAAAAAAUUACGAUAUGGCGCAGCUAUUCUGGAUUGAGCUGGUCACUCAAGUCCAAGACAAAGAGGACGGAAAGACGGGUAUGCCGAUUCCCUACGCCAGAUGAUUGGCGCUCAUUAUUGCUGACUACAUGACCGCCCACCCAGGGAUCCCACAGCGCAAAGAUGAAGACCAGUUCACUGCUCCGAAACUCCAGUACUUCAAGCGCUUCAAGCAUGACACUGUGGGGAUGACCAUACCCGAUUAUCUGCUGGACCUGGGAAAUCCACAACAUUCCGCAGUCAUCCAGUAUAGGGAGAGUCUACUGAAAGAUGGCCCCAUGGUUCAGUCAAACCCAGCUGGACCUGCCCCGGGGCCUAAGCCGAGAGCUAGUAAGGGUCCGAAGAGAGCCAGUAAGCCACAGAAACCAGUGGCGCGUGUGCCCCAUGAAGGGAAGUCUGAUGAUUCUCUCGAGAGGAAUCAGACGGCUGAGGGCGCACGUACAAACGCUGCGGAACCUGCCGAUGAAUCGUUCAGCCCGGCCCACAAAAAGGCUGACGAUGAGGCCUCCAAUAGCGUGGCCAAAGACGAUGAGGAUGAUGACGGCGAUGAUGACUCCGACGAUAGUGACGGCGUGGAGCACACUUUCACUCUGAUCCGAAAGGGGAAGCUGCCAAUUGAUUCUCCUCCAAAGAAGGUCACCCCUGAGGAUGUAGCUCCUUUUAUAGCUGCCCGUCCCAAGACGUUAGUCCUCAAACCCGUGAAGGAGACAGCUACAACUAAGAUUGCUGCUCCCCGGUCACCUAAGGCUAAAGCCAAGAAGCAGCGUCCUGUCCGAAAGAGUUUGGUUGCUGACGAGGACCUUCAUAUUUUCGACGACUGUCUUCCCUUCAUCUCUAUAAGCCGAGCCGAAUCUCUAAGUACAGGGGCCAACCUUGUUGGUCCCCGAGUAGAAGCCGCAGCAUCGGGCUCAACUGCGCAUGCACCGCCCUCUCCCAGCCACUCGUUAGCCUCCCAAAAGGCUAACGUUUCAACAUCACGGGACUCACCCACCUCACUGGUUCCCUCCGAACCAGUUGAGCGCUCUAGUGGCCCACCGCCCGAGGCCACAACCCCCUCUUUCUCCACAUCGAGUCUAGGUGUCACAUUCCCCACAUUUUCCAAUUUUUCUAGGACACCUACACCUUUCACAGCACAUACAGGUGCACACACCCUGGAUACAACGACCGGAGUGCAAACAAGGAUGGUCGGAAGCCCUGCUGUGCCAAAAAUGACUUCAUCUUUGCACGCAGGCCACACAUCAACUCUCUUCACUGAUGCUGUGACAACAGUUACAACCCCCGUAACUGGAAACCUUACACCCGAAGACGUUACCGUUCUCAUGAACCGCUACAUGGAGUCCACCAUCAAACCAUGGGUGCAACAAGCAUUCACCGCUUGGGCACAGGACUCCAAACCAACCCCAGCGGUUCAUAGUGAACAGAGCCACCCCAAACCCCACUCUUCACCCUCUCAGUCCAUUCCACAACCCACUCCUACCAUCCCUCUCCCAUCCACCACACCAUUUAGCCCUUCACUCUCUCGGGGAACCCACGAUACGGAACUGGUAUCGCCCUCUGCCUCGACCAAUCCCUACCACCUGUCCCGCCUUGAGCUUGCUGAUCUCCUGUUUCUUCGGUUGCUGGAGGUCGACACUUAGCACCUUUCACCCUUCGAACGCGACCUUCUCCAAAUUUUCUUCAAACAUGACCGCCCUCAGUACGGCACUUGCCGUGACAGUCCCCGAGGUCUCAAACGUUCCCAUGAGGAUCCCGAUGAUUCGGAACCUCAUGAGGGGGAGAACAAGAGGCCUCGGACACUUGAGCAAGCAGCCUCUACCAGCCAUGAACCCCAGCCAAACACCUCAUCAAACCAGCCCACCAACCAACCACUACCUUCCUCGAGCCACAACCAAGCCCAACUCUCUAGCCUGGUCGAGCUAGACGAAACAUCCCGAGGCUUAUCUCCUAGAGAUACUGUCCGAGGAGGGGAUGGAAGUCCUGUAGUGGUUACCUCUGGUACAUCACAAAGUUCAGGCCAUCGAUCAGAACACAGUUCGAAAUCGAUGACAACAUCCCGAGGCGUGUCUCCAAAGGAUACCGUUCGAGGAGGGGAUGGAAGUCCUGACAAUGCUAUAUCUGACUCAUCUGUCAAGUCAGGCCAUCAGCCAGAACUCAGUUCUAACCUGAUGACAACGGGCAAUCCUAGUGAACCCGGUUGUGACUCACGAGAAAAAUCACCACAGCUGAGAGUCCCCUACAUUCCCCAAGGCAAAGAUAUUCACGAUGCACUCGAGGAUGCUGUGGUAUAUGACGUUUGGCCGAGAAAAUGGACAGAGUGGGAUGAUCUUAGAAGCGAAGCCGAGUCAGAGGAUAUGCAGCGAAAUUGGUGGCUGAGAGAGUUACUGGCCAAAUGCGCAGAAGACAUCAUACGCCUUGAUGAAGAGGAACUCAAGGAAGGGGAGGACUACAAAAAGAUACCCAGGGAGCUAGAAUCCGUCAUCAGACAAACGGCAAGCAAGUUGCCCCCAAAAGAAAAACUCUGGGAAAACAUCAGAAUAAAUGCCCCCUUCCAAGAGGAAAUCAGAAAGGGAAUUUGGAGAACCGCAGACAAGCUCAAACAGCUAGAUGAACUAAAGAUCCGUGGUUUGACUCACCUCAAAGGAAAAAUGGUUGGCGGACAUCUUCACAUGCUGAUGCACAGAUCAUCUGGAAAGCAACGUCAAGUACUGGAGAGAGAUAUGAAGUCCAGCACCCAUCCUAUUGACGCUAUCCUUGAUAUACACAGAGAAGAUCAUCACACCAUCCCGUUCUACAGCUUCAAAGUUCGACGGACAGACUCCAGCAUAUUCAUCUGCCAGGAAAACGACUUUAUAAUGAUGAAAAUGGAGGAUAUCUACCAAAUGUUCAUGGUAAGUAGGUACCUCCCACUGAGUCGAAACAGGACACACGAAGAAGGCUAUGAGGCGAUCAAGCGGUUUAUGCUGAGACAGAUCAGAUUCUAUGCUGCCCAUGAUCUACAGAUGGCCCUGGAAAACAAUGUUCGAAAAGCGAAUCUGGUAAAACCGACUCUGAACGGUCCAGAGCUCAAAAAGUACAGACCAUACCACAUCUUCAAGGACCCAGUCUCCAUCAUAUAUCUCAAUCACGAGGAACAGAAAAGACUCAUGUGGGUAGAAGACAUUCACAAAUACUGUGAUGGGACUCUGAAGAUCAUUCAGACUAAGCUACAAGAGAUCAAAGAAAAUAUAGAUCCAAGACUUGCGGACGCCAGCGAGGAAGAGCUCCAAGUAUACGAGAAGGUGUGGACCAUCCUAAAGCCUAUCAACGAGCAACUUGAAAAGAGAAGAAUGCUGAGACAGUAUGAGCAUGCGCUAAAUUUCAGAAAACAUUACUUCAGAUCUCAAAAAUAAAUGCAAGACGGCACUUGAUCACAAAGGGGGAGAUUGUUGAAGACUAUUUAUUGUGAAUCAAGUUUGUCUGUCUUGUCUGUAAUAAGUUAGAUGUUUACUAUUUCUAUUCUGUACUGAUUAAAUAUAUCUGUUAGAAUAGUAUACAAUAUGGGCCAAGUGUUAGGCCCAUACUCAGGCAAGAAGCCUUUGUACGCAUACCUGAGCCUCGCCUAUAAAAGAGGGAGGAGGACUCAGGUUUGUGGUUAACUUUCGUAUCUGCUCAAAAUAGCCUUAGCGCUUAUCAUUCUUGUACGAAAGAUUCACGGUAUAUCAGAGAAGGUUUUCACUUGAUCUUUCUGUGUUCAUCUCUAUUGUUAAUCUUUCAUCUGUAUGCCAUAUUAUACUGUUGUUAUAGAAAACAGGGAAUAUCAAGAAGUGCUGAACCAAAUUCAAAUCAUAAUUGGUGGACACUUUCUUGGCAACUGGGCUACGUACACGGAUGUUGACCCUAAGGUCCGUGAACUUUGGUGGAACUUGUUCAAGGUAAAAAAAAUGAAUUUUCCGUUAUUGUUGUAACCUAAAUUUGACAAAUGAUAAGUUAAUUUAUUUUUUUAAUAAAGACCCGGUUUCGUUGGACUGAAGAACAAGGUCCCGCUAUUCUAAGGGCGUAUAAUGCCAGAGUUUCAAACUGGAUUCGUCCCACUUUUAAGCGUGCCCGAGCCAGUGGGGUAAGGCCUCAAUGGUGUUCGGAUGAGGUAUGGGAAAACCUCGUCCGCCACUGGUCUUCGGAUCUGACUUUCUUGGCUAGAAGCGAAGCCGGGAAGAAAAAUCGGAUGUCCGAGAAGGCAUUGACAACACAAUGGCACGGAGGCCGCAAACCUCAGAGUAAACAUAAAGAAGCUCUUGCGGGGCCUCAAAAGAAGAGGGUUUCUAUCCUCAAGAUCAUCAAACAUUGUUGGACCCCGCACGGAGAUGAGUCAGAAGCCAAUCUGCCACCCCGCCUUGCUGAAAUCGAAGUACGUAACAUCAAUUUUAUUAUUUCAAAUCGAAGUAAAUAUCAUUUCAAUAAUUUUUGUACAUGCUUGUAGACAAAGUAUAACGCAAAUGCCGAAAAGAAGCGGGCGGAACUAGGCUUGACGCAAGAAGAUGACAUCGAUUCUGAUGUGGAAGAUGAUGCGAUCCUUGAGGCAACUGGGGUGUACAAGGGUCGGCUUCCGUGCCUCGGGGCUGAGGGGCAACGUAUUUUGUACGAUCACAGCGGCAGCGGAGCUUCAUCAUCUUCUCGAUCUAGGCGGGGAGAGGAUCCACGCAUCGCCCAAUUGCAGCGAGAAUUGGAGGAGCAGCAGCAGACAUUCGAACAGCUACGGAAGAAUGAUGAAGAAACAAGGGCCCGGCUGGAAGCAAUGGAACGGAUCGUUGCCGGAUAUCAGCCUCCACCUCAGCCUCUUCCUCGGCCGUACAUGUUGCACGUUGAGCAGACUCCUCAGGUUCCGCACAUGGGUAAUAUGGGUUAUCACUCUAACUCCGGAUAUGGUGCCAUGCCUGCAAUGGGGUCGACAUUCGGAUCUCCGUCGUCUGAUAUUCUCAAUCAGUUUCAGUCAUCCGGUGGAGGCAGCCGAGGAGGCAGCCGAGGAAGCAACCGAGGAGGCAACCGAGGAGGCAACCGAGGAGGCAACCGAGGCAGCCGAGGAGGUACCCGACCCUUAGACACCGUGGAUGCAGAAGAGGAUCAUCAUCGUGACUAUGAUGAUAAUGAUGACGCAUAUGAUUAUGAUGAUUCUAAUUUUUAUCAUAAUGGAGUACGACGUACGGGCAUGUAAUUACAUAAUAUUGUUUAACAUUGUAUGGAUUUUGUUUUUAUAAUUCAUUCUGUAAUAACAUUUUUUAUGUUUAAGAUUGUA
This is a messenger RNA of Cuscuta europaea, 9166 nucleotides long. Lineage: Eukaryota; Viridiplantae; Streptophyta; Magnoliopsida; Solanales; Convolvulaceae. The record is from the annotation of a GenBank genome assembly.